Messenger RNA from Malania oleifera, 2761 nucleotides. RefSeq names its product long chain acyl-CoA synthetase 7, peroxisomal. The record is from RefSeq and is a predicted model, not a curated record. Gene Ontology annotation, cellular component: membrane; endoplasmic reticulum. Gene Ontology annotation, biological process: fatty acid metabolic process. Gene Ontology annotation, molecular function: long-chain fatty acid-CoA ligase activity. The transcript has 23 exons. The coding region runs from base 345 to 2432 and encodes 695 amino acids. NCBI's taxonomy places the organism in Eukaryota, Viridiplantae, Streptophyta, Magnoliopsida, Santalales, Ximeniaceae.
AACCGACCACCGUUUUGCUUGUGGGUAGUGCGCAGUGCGCCUGCGGCGAACGUUAGAGUGCGACGCCAGACGCGGCGCUGCCAUCGGCAAACGUUCCAAUGCGUCAUCGUCGCCAUCAGCCUCGUCAUCUUUCCCAACCUCCGCAGAAGCGGAGAUUUUUGCUUAUGAAAUUCCAACAUUUCUCAAAUGCUAACAACAUCAAUGCUUAUCUCCCACUCAUAAAUUCAUAUAUAUUAUAUCUAUAUGCACAUCUUCAUUGAAUCUCUCUGCCUCUCUCUCUCUCCAGAGGUUCAACAACUCUCUGAAAUUGCAACAACUCUCUAUUCCUCUCUCUCUGGAAUUUCAUGGAGUCAGCCGCUGAGCGACGACUGAAAUCAGUCCAAGACCAUCUCCUUCCCACCACCUCUGAUCCUCACUCGCUCAUCCAUUCGAACAUCACCGCCGGAGAGUUUGUCCUCGGUCAGAGGUACAGUGUUGUUCUUCCAGAAAAAUUGCAAACAGGAAAAUGGAAUGUAUACAGAUCUGUGCACUCUCCUUUGAACUUUGUGAGCAGAUUCCCUGAUCAUCCUGAAAUUGGCACAUUGCAUGACAAUUUCGUACGUGCAGUUGAAACUUUCCAAGAUUACAAAUACAUGGGUACACGAAUCCGAGGGGAUGGAACUAUUGGAGAGUACAAGUGGGCAACAUAUGGAGAAGCAGGCACUGCUAGAUCAGCAAUAGGUUCUGGCCUUCUGUAUAAUGGGUUAUCAAAUGGAGCUUGCAUUGGAAUUUAUUUUAUCAAUCGACCAGAGUGGCUGGUCGUGGAUCAUGCAUGCUCAGCAUAUUCUUUUGUUUCAGUUCCUCUGUAUGACACUCUUGGUCCAGAUGCUGUGAAGUAUAUUGUGAAUCAUGCUGGUGUACAAGCUAUUUUCUGUGUGUCACAAACAUUAAACACGUUGUUGAGCUUCUUGCCUGAGAUCCCAUCCGUACAUUUAAUAGUGGUUGUGGGAGGGUUUGAUGGAUUCUUGCCCUCACUCCCAUCAACAACUGGGGUUAACAUUCUACCAUAUUCGGAGCUACUUAAUCAGGGCAAAAUAAAUCUUCAACCUUUUUGCGCUCCCAAGCCAGAAGACAUUGCAACUAUAUGCUACACAAGUGGUACCACUGGGACACCAAAGGGAGUUGUGUUGACUCAUGGGAACUUAAUUGCAAGUGUUGCUGGCACGAGUAUUUCAAUCAAAUUUUACCCCACAGACAUUCACAUAUCCUACCUUCCUUUGGCACACAUCUAUGAACGAACUAACCUUAUUCUGGGAGUAUACUACGGCGGUGCUGUUGGUUUCUACCAGGGGGACAAUUUGAAGUUGUUGGAUGAUAUAGCUGCUCUAAGACCAACAACAUUUUGCAGUGUUCCUCGGGUGUACAACAGAAUAUACGCUGGGAUUAAAAAUGCUGUAAAUACUUCAGGAAUUUUGAGGAGGAGACUUUUUAAUGCUGCGUAUAAUUCCAAGAAGCAGGCUAUAAUGAGUGGACGGAAUUCAUCAUUAAUGUGGGACAAAUUGGUAUUCAAUAAAAUAAAGGAAAAGAUUGGAGGAAGGGUUCGUAUUAUGACUUCCGGUGCUUCGCCUUUGUCUCCUGAUGUCUUGGACUUUCUGAGGGUAUGUUUUGGCUGUCCAGUAAUUGAAGGAUAUGGAAUGACAGAGACUUCUUGUGUUAUAAGCAGUAUGGAUGAGAGUGACAACCUCUGUGGCCAUGUUGGGUCUCCUAAUCCUGCUUGUGAAGUAAAGCUUGUGGAUGUUCCUGAAAUGAAUUACACGUCUGAGGAUCAGCCUUAUCCACGUGGUGAAAUCUGUGUCAGGGGUCCCAUUGUUUUCCAAGGCUACUAUAAUGAUGAAAUUCAAACGAAAGAAAUUAUUGACAAUGAUGGUUGGCUGCAUACUGGGGAUGUUGGGUUGUGGUUAACUGGCGGGCGUCUUAAAAUUAUUGACAGGAAAAAGAAUAUUUUCAAGUUGGCACAAGGUGAAUAUAUUGCCCCUGAGAAGAUUGAGAAUGUGUAUGCCAAGUGCAAAUUUAUUUCUCAGUGUUUUGUAUAUGGCGACAGCUUGAAUUCCUGCUUGAUAGCUAUUGUCUGUGUGGACCAAGAUGUGUUAAAGGAGUGGGCUGCAUCUGAAGGCAUCAAGUAUCAAGAUCUAGGACAACUGUGCAAUGAUUCAAGAGCAAGGAGAGCUGUUCUUGCUGACAUGGAUGCUGUUGGAAGAGAAGCUCAGUUGCGCGGUUUUGAAUAUGCAAAAGCUGUAACGUUAGUGCUUGAACCUUUUUCCAUGGAGAAUGGCCUUCUCACUCCAACAUUCAAGAUCAAGAGACCUCAAGCAAAGGAGUAUUUCGCCAAAGCAAUAUCAACCAUGUAUGCAGAGCUUUCUGCAUCUGAUGUGAAGCUGCAAAAAAUGCUGUGAGUGGUCUUUUGGGAUCAAUCAUAAAGGUGGGCUGUGAGUAACAAGCAUAAAAGAAUGUCAUCUAUAUGUGUAGGUGGUAUAUAAUUGCCUUGAUAAAAAUCACCGGUGAUUAUUGUAAUUUCGGUUGGUUGGGGUGCCUGCCUGAGCUCCAUUUAUUGGAGACGACAUUGUUUCUUUGUAAUGUGUCACAAGCUUUCAAAUUUUUGAUCAAUUUUAUCUGAAUGUUGAAUUCAGAAGGUUUGAUUCUUCAAGAAAGCAGGGAUGUUGCAAUUGUAUCUAAUUGUUCAAAACAUUCCAAAGGUUUGGUAAAUGGAAAAUGGUUUAUAAAA